AUGGAGAUCGAGAAUGCUAAGUUUCUCACCUGCAUUGAUACCACUGUGCGAUAUUGCUCAUGUAUUCCCAUACAAAACCUGAAGACUGACCCUGUAUUUGAAGCAUUGGAAAAGAUAUUCCGCCGCUACAACAAGGCAGGCUUUCAAGUCAAGAUCAUCAAGUGUGAUCGGGUGUUCAUUCCUCUCGCGGAUGAUAUGCUACACGAUAUGGGUGUUACUAUUGACCCGACUGCAGCUGGAGACCACGAGCCUACCGCUGAGCAAAACAAUAGGACGCUGAAAGAAAGAGUCAGAGUAGCUCUUGCACGAUUACCCUACAAAGUGGCCCCAAAGGUGAUCGUUGAAUGUCUUGGACGUUGA
Cylindrotheca closterium is the source of this 360-nucleotide messenger RNA. Lineage: Eukaryota; Bacillariophyta; Bacillariophyceae; Bacillariales; Bacillariaceae. The record is from the annotation of a GenBank genome assembly.